AUGAAACACAAGGAUAAGCUCAGUAAGCCGUCGUCAGCUGGCCGUGUGGCCGGCGAAGGCUUGUCCACGAAACGGUCGGAAUACUAUAAGGCUGGGCGAAAGGAGAGAAAGACCAGCUCGGAAAGCCAGGAGCACGAGGUUAAAGAACUUAAGGCACAAGUGGCACAGAUUCCAGAAAUAGUCCAAGAGCAAGUGCGAGACCAACUGGGAGCGACGAUCCCCGCCAUUAUGCCUUCCUUGCUUGAGGGGCUGCAGGACGUAUCACGGGGGUGGAUUGCGGGCGGCCAACAAGGGCCGCCCCCGAUUCCCAGCUUCAUGGGCAGCAACUCGCACAACGCGCCGGCAUCGGUGUCUCCGACAACACCGCCAGUCGUGGCACAAGAUCCGGACGACGACGACGGUACAUUUUCCAACGUCGAUAAGUACAUCAACGAACAUGGGUACGGUGACGAAUUGUUCGGGCCUCCUUCUCAAAAAUCCAACCCUGCAAAAGAUGAUGGCGAUCUAGCUGGUAUCGCGGAGAAACACAAUUGCAACAGGCGUCGUCUAUUCAGUUCUCAGGAGACGCCUCCAGCUGCCGCCUUCACCGAGACUCAAAUAUCCGAGGACGGGCCACCAAUAUCUAAGGAUAUUGAGAGGAGGGUGCAUGUGGCGGGUAGGCCGAUGCUACCGACUAAUCUGCUCAAUGCUGCAACCGGUGCUAUGUGGAUUCUGCAUGACCUUGUUCUUUAUAUGGAGAAGCGGCGUCUCUCCGAGAAUGAUGCGACAUACCCGGUUUUCGUGGCCAAGGUGCCAGAGGGCAAGGGCUUUAUCGAUAGCACCAUCGGGCGUAUGAUCGUCCUGCGGUUUGAUGACAUCUUCGCUAUGCUUAACCUUUAUCCGCUGCACUACACCUUCAUUCGGCUAUUUUCGCUCAGUAUGGAUAUGUGGAUCAUUAGAGACAAGACACCGGACAUCGUGAUAGUCGACCCCUUCUACAUGCGUGCGAAGAUCUUGGGCAGCGCUGGGGACCGACAAGUCGUGAGUUCAUACCUCGAAGGCGUCAUUCUGGCGAACGCAGAUAAGGAUAACUUCCUCGUGCCUUACUUUUCCGAUGACACACAUUGCACACUUAUCCUCUUAAGCCCGAAAUAUUCCAUGGCCACGUAUUUCGACUCGGACCGUCAGUCGAAGAAAGACUACACAAAUAUCAAGAAAGUUCUUGAUGAUGUCCUCCCCGGCUACGCCAAAUCUGGAGGCACCUUCAGGAGG
Hordeum vulgare subsp. vulgare (domesticated barley) is the source of this 1251-nucleotide messenger RNA. RefSeq lists its product as uncharacterized. The transcript has 5 exons. Lineage: Eukaryota; Viridiplantae; Streptophyta; Magnoliopsida; Poales; Poaceae. The annotation marks the transcript as partial. The record is from RefSeq and is a predicted model, not a curated record.